AUGAUUUCAAUAAUAUUUGUGGUUUUUGGAUUCAGCAUUGUGUCUUCCAGUGGAUUUUUAUUGGACGGCAACACCAAGUCCCCUCAGGCAGAAAUUGGUAUGUCUGAAAGUCAUUUCACUACCCUUAUGACGUUAUUUUUGGAAGAACGAAAAUCGCGUGAACAGCUACAAACUUUUGUAUUACGGCUUGAGCAGGAAUUGACCCGUAAAGUGGACAGUGCAGGUAACUGUAAUUGUAAAGGCCCAGACAAAACCGACCAAUUUAAUAACGAUACGAACCGAUUGCAAACUGAACUCGACUUUCUUCGAAAGGACUUCAAUGCUCUGCAAUUACACUGUGAACAACUUGAUAAACGUCAAUCAACAACAGAGAAUACCACAGAACGUCUGCAACAUGACAUAGACGGCUUAAAGCAGCUGAAGGGUGUGGCUGAUUUACAGGCUGUUUUCAAUUUAGCAAAUAAGACCAAUCAUUUAGAGGUUAAAGUGCAAAACACGGAACAAUCUAUACAAACAAUAAUGUCCAGUGCCAACGCCAGAUCGCAAGAUAUAAUCGGUCUCUUAAAUAAGAUUAAGGCAACCGAUAAUAUGACAUUGCAUUUGGAAAACGAACUUCAAAAAUCAAAUGGCAGACUCAAUACGGUCGUUAACGAUAUCAAUAGUAGGAAGCAGGAUGUCUUAGCCUUAGUUAACAAAACUGAAGCUACAAAUCACCAAUUGAAAUCCUUGGAGGUGUUCAUGAAGAAUGAAACCCAUAACCUCGAGAGUAAUAUCACGAAUAAAUUAAACCUAAGUAUUACAUCCGUGAAAAGGGACAUGAUAAAUAACGUACAACACUUACAGUCUGGUCUGAAUGACACAUUGUCAAAACUGGAUGGAAUGUCAAACAGAGCUGUCUUAUCUGCCUGGACAUCUGGUGCAACAUUACCACCUUCUACAGUUAUUCCAUUUAAUACAGUUCAUACUUCACAUGGAAUUCACGACUUGAUGUCUAUAAAAAACGACGGAAAAUUCACAUGUGAAAAAUCGGGCUUGUACCUUAUAUCUGUAUUUGUGACUACGAGUUCAAACUCUAAUGGAUAUUUUGAUGUUUACAAGAAUGAGAAACUUAUUUCCCGUGCGUUCAGACAUCCUCAUUUGUAUCUUUUAACAUUUACCGCCAUUGUUACAGAACGAGUGCAGACCAAUGAUACGGUCUACGUAAAGAAUGGCCAAGAGAUGGAUGUAUAUGGUGGGACCUAUUCAGCCUUUUCAAUAAUACAAAUUGGAUAG
Mytilus trossulus (common blue mussel) is the source of this 1272-nucleotide messenger RNA. RefSeq lists its product as uncharacterized. The record is from RefSeq and is a predicted model, not a curated record. The coding region runs from base 1 to 1272 and encodes 423 amino acids. NCBI's taxonomy places the organism in Eukaryota, Metazoa, Mollusca, Bivalvia, Mytilida, Mytilidae. The transcript is spliced from 2 exons. Gene Ontology annotation, molecular function: protein binding.